Messenger RNA from Ostrinia furnacalis (Asian corn borer), 1044 nucleotides. RefSeq lists its product as uncharacterized. The transcript is spliced from 5 exons. Lineage: Eukaryota; Metazoa; Arthropoda; Insecta; Lepidoptera; Crambidae. The coding region runs from base 424 to 990 and encodes 188 amino acids. The record is from RefSeq and is a predicted model, not a curated record.
UCCUUUCCCUUCGUUUAUUGUACUGAGACCAAAGGAAGUUAGAGGGAUCUUUGUAAGUUGGGCAGCUGAACUGCCGGUUCCGCUUUGUGAUUAGGCACAAGUGAUACAUGAAGUGUCGUCGUAUAAUACAUUAUUACUACGCCAAAGAACUUGGAUCCAAUGUUCAGUGCGGUUGGUGUAGCGUCGCAACCGGAUCUCCGGCCGGUGCGCGGGCAGAGGAAGCGCGCAAGACUUCCGGCCGCGGCCGCGGGAGCCGCCCGCCGUCACGCGCCGCGGCGCCCGCGCAUCGCGACUCGCCGGCCGGCUUUCACGAUCCGACGCCCUCACGACUAUUUUAAUUGACGUGCUAUACACGAGAUCGAAGAUAGUUAUUCCUGAAAAUGCUUCAUAUUAUUUAAGAACUAAUCAUUACCACUAAAAUUAAUGGAAUCGUCGCCCGAAAGAGAUAGUCCUACUACGGGCACACUGCCGCCUGUAAUUUGUGCCAAUUUACGAGAAAAGAUACUUCCUGAAGAGAUACCAGCCAUCGAAAUUACCAAAGUUCGCAAAGAAAAAUCAAGAGCUGAUGUUCUGGAGCCAGUGUCAGCAAUACCGACACCAGUUCCUUCCCACCCCUUGACGCUAGCGUGGUCUCCUCAAGAGUUGCUCUUCGAAAUCAAUGAAGAAGCGGUCGUCCAAAGGUUAUGGAUUUGGAAUAGCUGUUUGCGUUCAAUAUACAUCCACUGCUGCGAGCUGUGGGAUGAAACAGCGUACCUCGGAGCGCGGUGGCGUUGCUACCCACAAACCAGGUUCCUCCUGGCGCCAGGUCUGACGGCCGAGCUGUUCCUUCGAGCGUCCCCUAAGGCUGUCUCGCCCAUACCCUGUGCAAAGGCAAAUUUACAGCUGGCAGCGGCGCAUAAGCGCGACCACGUCACUGGAUACUUUGCAGUCCCUGUCAAUGUGAAGUUUCUAAACCACAUCCCAUAUUCGGGAGAAGGUGGCGAAGGAUGAAUAUUUUAAUAUUUUUGAUUGGUUUUUAGCUUUUGAAAUAAAGUUGUACAACUU